CGGGGGCCCCGCGCGAUCAUGUGGCUGCUAUGUCUGGCCACCACGGUGCUGCUAGCCUCGGCCGCCUCCCGCGAAGUCUUCACUAACACGUUCCUGGUGCGCUCCAAGCGGGCGCUGCGCCCCGAGGAGGCCCACUCCCUCGCCCUCCAGCACGGCUUCGACAGCCUCGGCCCGGUGCUAGGGUCAGACACGGAAUGGCACUUCGCUCACCGCGGGCUGCCGCACGCGCGGCCGCGCCGCUCCAUCGCGCACUCGCGCCUACUCAAACGACAUCCUCUGGUGCACGCGGCCGUUCAGCAGACAGGGUUCGUGCGGGUGAAAAGGGGGUUUAGACCCCUCCGGCUGCCAGAAACGGAACCGGCGGACGAGCCCCGCGACCCCUAUUUCCCCCUACAGUGGUACCUCAAGAACACGGGACAAAAUGGCGGUAAACCGAAGCUGGAUUUGAACGUGGAAGCGGCGUGGGCGCAGGGUUACACGGGUGUCAACGUCACCACUGCCAUCAUGGAUGAUGGUGUGGAUUACAUGCAUCCGGAUUUAAAAUACAACUACAACGCUGAAGCCUCGUAUGAUUUUAGCAGCAACGACCCAUUUCCUUACCCGCGGUAUACAGAUGAUUGGUUCAACAGUCACGGCACUCGGUGCGCGGGGGAGGUGGCGGCGGCGCGCGACAACGGAGUCUGUGGGGUGGGAGUCGCUUACCACUCCAAAGUUGCUGGUAUAAGGAUGUUGGACCAGCCCUACAUGACGGACCUGAUCGAGGCUAACUCGAUGGGCCACGAGCCGCACAAGAUCCACAUCUACAGCGCGUCCUGGGGGCCGACUGACGACGGCCGGACCGUCGACGGACCCCGGAACGCCACCAUGCGGGCUAUAGUGCGAGGCGUCAAUGAGGGUCGGAACGGUCUCGGCAACAUCUACGUGUGGGCGAGCGGCGACGGCGGCGAGGACGACGACUGCAACUGCGACGGGUACGCCGCCUCCAUGUGGACCGUCUCCAUCAACAGCGCUAUAAACGACGGUCAAAACGCGCACUACGACGAGUCUUGCUCCUCAACGCUGGCCAGCACUUUCAGUAACGGCGCGCGGGACCCCAGCACGGGAGUGGCCACCACAGACCUGUACGGGAAGUGCACCGCCACGCACUCUGGCACCUCCGCCGCGGCACCGGAGGCAGCAGGCGUGUUUGCUCUGGCUUUACAUGCUAACCCUAAUCUGACCUGGCGAGAUAUUCAGCAUCUGACCGUCUUAACUUCCAAAAGAAACUCACUGUACGACGCAAAGGGCCGUUUCCACUGGACGAUGAAUGGCGUGGGUCUGGAGUUCAACCAUCUAUUCGGCUUCGGUGUGCUGGACGCGGGCGCCAUGACCGCGCUGGCCGCCAACUGGCGCUCCGUGCCACCGCGUUAUCACUGUGAAGCUGGCUCCGUUAAUACUCACACCGAGAUCCCAUCCGAGGGCAGCGUGACGCUCCACAUCGAGGCGGGCGCGUGCGCGGGCACGGGGUCGGAGGUGCAGUACCUGGAGCACGUGCAGGCGGUGGUCAGCGCCAACGCCACACGCCGCGGCGACCUCGAGCUGUUCCUCACCAGCCCCAUGGGCACCAGAUCGAUGAUCCUGAGCCGGCGCGCGAACGACGACGACAGCCGCGACGGGUUCACCAAGUGGCCCUUCAUGACCACGCACACCUGGGGCGAGUACCCGCAGGGGACAUGGACUUUGGAGGCGCGGUUCAGCGGCGGCUCCGGGCCCAGUUCCGCAUCAGGCUGGCUGCGCGGCUGGUCGCUGGUGCUGCACGGCACUAGGGCUCCGCCCUACGCCCAGCUCCAGCCCAGCGACCCCCACUCCAAGCUCGCAGUCGUCAAGAAGGCCCACGAGGAUGCCACCAACAAAUAGUCUCUCCGGAUCACAUCUAAAAAUGACCUUUCCUAUUUGUUCACCAAAUUUUACUUUCAUUUUAAACGUGUUUUGAAACGGUUGUUUCCUUAGUUUAUAUUGGUUAAAACUUAUUUCGAAGAUCUGAAAUGGUUGUUUAUUUAGGUUUCUCUUGGUUAAGUUUAGUUUUAGUUCAAACAUGUAUUUAUACGGUUGUUUACUUAGUUUAACUUGAUUUCUUAACAAUGAGUUUAUUUGGCAAUCGACAAAAUGCGAAAGGUUUGACUUCGAAGGUCUUAGCCUAAAUUGAAAAGCCGAAUCUUAAAAUAAGGAAGAGAAUAUUACGUUUUGAACCCUUUUGAGUUAAUUUUCUUUAUUUUAAUAAAGUAGGAAAGUUGCUGUCAUUUUUAGAUUUGCAAGAGGUAUGAUAAAAUGUUUGAAUAUAAAGCGCGUUUCUUCUAAUCAUAUUUACUCUUGGACUAUCUUUGAAAUAAUGAAAAGUUCUCGCUUCAACCAAAGUUUGCUGAACAUUAUAUUUCUCAAAAAUAUACGUGCAGGGGCCAUGAUCUAAAGUAUAAAUAAUAAUUUGCAAAUAAUUAUGCACACGAAAAAAGUGAGUACAAAAUACGUACUUAUAAGUAUUUCCAACAAUAUUCACUACUUCAAAACGAUUGAUCUAUUAAAAAAAAUUGGUACUUAAUUUAUUAUAGAUCUACAAUAUUUUAUGUAUGCCUUUUUUCUGCGAAGAACUUCUGAUAUUUUAAAACAUGCCGAUGUAACCAGCAGAAAGGUACACCUAGAGACUAAUUAUUAUUUGUUUAUUUAGCGACACGAAAAUAGCAAAAAAGUUUCC
This is a messenger RNA of Aricia agestis (brown argus), 2728 nucleotides long. RefSeq names its product neuroendocrine convertase 2 (gene amon). Gene Ontology annotation, biological process: protein processing. NCBI's taxonomy places the organism in Eukaryota, Metazoa, Arthropoda, Insecta, Lepidoptera, Lycaenidae. The record is from RefSeq and is a predicted model, not a curated record. The coding region runs from base 19 to 1896 and encodes 625 amino acids. The transcript is spliced from 14 exons. Gene Ontology annotation, cellular component: Golgi membrane; trans-Golgi network. Gene Ontology annotation, molecular function: serine-type endopeptidase activity.